AGAAAAUGUUUACGAAAAAAUCGCAUGCCGAUAUAAAAAAGUCCACCGCAAAAUUGCAGGACUACAAAAAGGAUUCCUCAUCGCGUCUAAGACAUUUGCGCACUAUUUUAGAUAACGUCGAUCAUGAAGAUGCAAAAUCAUUGUUUGAAACAAAUUACAGUCACGUUUAUUUCAUACUCUACGAUACUUUCAUACAAGCGGAGGCUAACCUGAAGCAAAAAGAACUUCCGUUUCAUAUUGUACACAAAGCACAUCGUGAGGAGUUGGAUGGUACACUAUGGCUACUAGAAAAAAUACUUUGCUUACUGCCAGAACUGCUAGGGCGACGUUGGCAAUGUCACUCACUCAGUCGUAUUAUGGCGAAAUUGCUCCAUUUAGGAAAUUCGCCGAAGUUGCGACGAGAAGGUGUUCGUUACUUCUUACUAUGGUACCAAGCGCUCGGUGACAACUCGCCCAUGUACGUGCAUAAUAUGUACGCAGAUCUUAUACCAGGCUUGAUUGUACCGCAAAAAGGUGUUAGUAUUGGUCUUGAUGCAGAAUUUAAUACCUCGGAUUUUUUAAAUCAUCCAAACAUGAAAGUAGAAGGUGGUACGACAUCCGUAUUUCAUGAUGCAUUCUCUCAUCCAGUGCAGAAUUCAGAAUUAUUUGCUUUACUACCACCCUCUUCGAGUGAGAAGACUGCACCACCUGAUCCAAGAGAUGGUUUGGAGAUUUUAUUGAAUAGUAUGGUACAAACCGCAGCUUGCUUACGUUGGCGAGAUAGUCGCGCAAAUAAAGACCAUAAAGCUUUCGCUUUUUUAAUGCAACGAUUUAAGGAAGUCUUUCUGCCUGUUUUCUGCCCAAAUUUUGAUUUUACCAUGUCUAUCUAUGAUCCACGUUUAGAACUGCCGAAUAUGCGUACAAUUAAUAAGAAAGAAGAAGUAAUGUCCUCUUGUGUGGUUGUGCUAAUUAAUUGGAUUUCUCGUUUUACCCACGAGCGCUUAUUAAAUCAUCGUUUGGAUAAUGUACAUAUGGAAGAUGUCGAUCAUACACGCUUACUCUCCUACCAACAAGGAUUAAUUGUACGGGAUGUACUAUACGCUUCACGUGAUAACAUAAAUUUCAUACAUGAAGUGUAUCGACAAGCAUUUUUGUUAAACUUUACUUCAAAGCCACAGAUUGAUGCUAUACGCACUGCAAUAGCUGUUUAUCGUGAUUGGAUGACGGGUGCUACACCACCAACAUUUUUAUUAGAUCCUGACGAUAAUUCUAGCGGCGCAGCUGGUAAUUCACCAAACGGCGCUGUACAACAUCCAAGUAGUUCUGCUGGAAACACACCACGCAGUCAACGUUUACGCACACCAUCUUAUGUAGGUGCAAUAACCAAAGAGAAUCUCGUAGUACGCGCUGGCAUGCAAAAUGUAUUGCAAGUAUUUGUAACGAAUGCUGCUAAUGUCUUUCUAGUUAACACUAGUAGUUUAAAUAUAUACUUUCCAACGAAAUCUCGUGAUCAUCGCUCCACACCUUUACAUGAGCAGACAGAGGUGUGUAAAAAGGUACUAAACGUUUAUCGAACCAUGGUUAUGAAUACCCAUAUGGAACCUAAAACAUGGGAACAACUUCUUUUAGUACUAUUACAAGUGACAUCAAUUGUGCUACAUCAGAAUCCUAGUGGAAAUAAAAGUACUAGUUUGGGUGGUAUAUUGGGUCAAGCUAUUUUUCAAACCCUUAUUGUUACCUGGAUACGUGGGCAUACAAAUGUACCAGUAAAUGUACAGUUAUGGGAAAAAUUUUUGACUGUACUAACUUCGCUUACGUAUCGGGAUGAAUUAAUAAUUGAAUGGGAUAAAACGAUACAGACUCUAACACGAGUAUUCUCACGUUACGUUUACGCAUUGAACUUGCAGGAUUUGCCUUUAGAUCGGUUAGCUGAAAGUAAAGGAAAACGUAGGCGUAUUGGUAGCGUUUGGCAUCAAACAAACUCAUCAAAUCUUGGUAUUGUUGGAGAUAAAAAUAGCAAAGAUCCUUUAUUACGUGCGCAGGAUUCUUGUAGCAAUCGGUCUGAUGAAGCAGCACAAAGCGGAGGUUCUAAUAUACAACAAAACGCAUCUAAUGCAACUGGAAAUUCAAUACCAUCGCAAAAUUCUAUACCUGUACGGAACUUGAACGGUAUACCACUUACACCGAUGUUAAGUCGCAGUUAUAGUGAAGGUAGUUUAGCAUCAGCUGCUCGUAAUUCUCGUAUGCGAAAACGUCAUAAAAUAACUUCACAAAAAUCAGUACCAGCCCCAGUUCUUCCAACAAGUGUGGAACAUUCUUUAAAUGCACUUUUAGCUCAACAACCAAUUACAGACGUAAGCGGCAGUACGGAAACAUUGAAUUCUCAAAAGUUACAUACAAUAUCACUGACGCAAGCAGAUAUGCGUAGAGCAAUGUCUUUAGAUUCUUUAGCAAAUGUAGAACGACAACGUCGUAAGCAACGUCCAAGACGUUCAUCUAACACUGGUGAUGACGAUAUUGAUGGUGAUGAUAAUAUUAGUGGAGGAGAUUCACGGAGUCCUUCACCAACUGCAAGUAGUGGUAUCGAAGGUAGCUCUAUUAAGGAUGCUCAAAUGCAGAUAGAUGUGUUGGCAGUCGACACUGGAAGUUUAGAAGACGGUAAUUCAGGCAGUUUUGCUGGAUCGGAACGUCGAUCCAUAAUAUUAGGUGGAACUGCUACAGGUUGGUUACCAGAUUCUACAGCUAUUAUGUGGAAGCGUAUGCUGGGUGCUUUGGGAGAUGUAAAUCGCAUACCCAAAACAGAUCUUCAUGCGCAGGUUUUUAAACACUUACUCGACAUGACUAUAAAUCUAAUAAAAAUCAAACAAAACCAAGGUAUUUCAACAGACAAUCAAAGUACACCGCCACCUCCUACACUUGUACCGCCAAUUGGUAUAGUAGCACCUUGGUGCUAUGGCGCUUUAGAACUGAAUAAUUCCUUUAAAAAAGGUAAACUAUGGGCGCUACAAAUUCUUUGUACAUUAUGCGUGAAUGGUUCAGUUGCGGGCAUGAAUCAGUUACCUAUUUUUUAUAAUGCCCUUCAUAAAUUGUUGACUGGAGAAGAUCGUGAUUUAAUCUAUGCAAUUCUAAAGCAUGUUGAAGGGCCAAGGUUUUUAAGUUUGCUGUUGCCCGGGCAUACCUUAUUGUUAUUGGAUAUUGUGCAUGCAUCUGCA
Messenger RNA from Teleopsis dalmanni, 3191 nucleotides. Its product is annotated as probable Rho GTPase-activating protein CG5521. Gene Ontology annotation, molecular function: GTPase activator activity. NCBI's taxonomy places the organism in Eukaryota, Metazoa, Arthropoda, Insecta, Diptera, Diopsidae. Gene Ontology annotation, cellular component: nucleus; cytoplasm. The transcript has 5 exons. The record is from RefSeq and is a predicted model, not a curated record. Gene Ontology annotation, biological process: positive regulation of GTPase activity. The annotation marks the transcript as partial.